UGAGGCCGCAAUCGGCAAUGGAUUAACGAUAAUCUUGGUUAUCACCUUGGUUCUUGUUGAUCCAUUCUAACAGUUGAGGAAUUUCCUAAAUUGUUUACCAAGAAAAAAUAUUAUUAAAAUAGUUAAAAAAUUUCUAUAUAAAGAAUCCAGAUGUUUGUUAACUGACUAAUGAUCAUAAGCCUAUUUUGACUUAACCGCUUUCUUACAUCACAGAAAUAAACAGUCAAAGUUAACGACUCCACGGCACUCUCAUUUCUUACUUUUUAUUGUCACUACAAAAAAGAAAUUUCCGCAAAAAUCACAAAUCUUUGAAAGGCUUUUGGAUUUUAAAUUUUCCAAUGGAUUUAUCGAUUUCCAGUCCAUUCCGCGGUGCUUUUCCUGCACCAACUUCAACCUUCAUCCUCAAUCCGAAAUCUCGAUGUUCCCAUUCCUUGAAUUUCUUUAAGCAUCAAAACUCUUACAGCAAAAAUCCGCUUUUUUCCCGCCAAAAAAUACCGAUCAGAGCUCAGGUUUCAGAUCCGGCGGUGGAUGAUGGGUUUGUCAUUGACGAUGUCCCUCACUUGACUGAUUUCCUCCCUGAUUUGCCGUCGUAUCCAAAUCCCUUGCAAAAUAGCCAAGCAUAUGCUAUCGUCAAGCAAACUUUUGUUCGUCCAGAAGAUGUGGUUGCUCAGAAGAUUGUUGUUCAGAAGGAUAGCUCCCGAGGAGUACAUUUCCGGCGUGCAGGGCCCCGUGAAAAGGUAUAUUUCAAAUCAGAGGAAGUGCGUGCUUGUAUAGUAACUUGUGGUGGUUUGUGCCCAGGGAUCAAUACAGUCAUUCGGGAGAUUGUCUGUGGAUUAAACUAUAUGUAUGGUGUUGAUGAUAUACUUGGCAUUCAGGGAGGAUAUAGAGGCUUUUACUCUAAAAAUACCUCGACAUUAACACCCAAAGUUGUGAAUGAUAUCCACAAACGUGGUGGCACCUUUCUUCUCACUUCACGAGGAGGUCAUGAUACUCAAAAGAUUGUUGAUAACAUCCAGGACAGGGGAAUCAAUCAGGUUUACAUUAUUGGAGGAGAUGGAACCCAGCGAGGGGCAUCUCGGAUUUAUGAGGAAGUUGAGAAACGUGGUCUUAAGGUAGCAGUUGCUGGCAUACCCAAGACAAUUGAUAAUGAUAUUGCAGUGAUUGACAAAUCUUUUGGUUUUGAUACUGCUGUUGAAGAAGCUCAGAGGGCCAUUAAUGCUGCACAUGUGGAGGUAGAAAGUGUGGAAAAUGGCAUUGGAAUUGUCAAACUCAUGGGAAGAUACAGCGGUUUCAUUGCUAUGUUUGCAACCCUGGCAAGUCGCGAUGUGGAUUGCUGCUUGAUUCCAGAAUCACCAUUCUAUUUGGAAGGCAAAGGUGGACUCUUUGAGUUUAUUGAAGAGCGACUAAAAGAGAAUGGACAUAUAGUUAUUGUUGCUGCUGAAGGAGCUGGUCAGGAAUAUCUUGCUCAAAGUAUGCAAGGAAUUGAUGAGAAAGAUGCAUCUGGAAACAGGCUUCUCCUUGAUGUUGGUCUCUGGUUAACCCAAAACAUCAAGGAUCAUUUUACUAAGGAGCCGAAGAUGGCAAUAAAUAUGAAAUACAUUGAUCCUACAUACAUGAUACGAGCUAUUCCGAGUAAUGCAUCAGACAAUAUUUACUGCACCCUUCUUGCACAAAGUGCUGUGCAUGGGGCCAUGGCUGGAUAUACAGGGUUCACAGUUGGACCUGUAAACAGCAGACACGCCUAUAUUCCAAUUUCUAACGUUACUGAAACUCAAAACACCGUGAAGUUGACUGAUAGGAUGUGGGCUAGACUUCUUGCUUCGACAAACCAACCGAGUUUCCUGAACUGUGAUGAAUCAACAGGUGGGAAAGUCUGUAAAGAUACUAUCGACUUGAUCAACAACAUGAAGAUUACAUCUAUUUAGAUUCGAUUGAUAUAUGCUCCGAUGUAAACACAUCAUCAUGGCUUCAUUUCUUACCUCUAAUAAUUUGCAAAACACUUCAACUUCGACGCUUUGAAGUCACCAAGAAGUCACCAUCUGCAUUUAGCUCAUAUUUGGGUUGCUACAUAUUUGUUCUCACUUUGGAUUGUCUCAAGAAUUUGAUAUCAUCAUGACACAUUGCCAACCUAUAUGUAUAUUAUAUUGAACCGGAAAAUUUUGCUUCAAAGUGUAUCAGCAUUGAUAUUUCAGUUACUUCGAUUCCGAUGUUUAUCCAUUUUCUUGAAUCCUUAUGUGUAUCUUUCGUUGCUCCUUUUUUUACUUUGAAAACUAAGUAGGCACAUUUGCAUAUGCCAAGAAGACGUUCUUAAAGUGUAUAUUGUCAAAUAUAUGUUGGAACACCAUAUGUAUUUACAUAACAUGACAUUGAUCGUUAAUUUAUUAUAUUGAUAUGCUUGCUCGAACAA
This is a messenger RNA of Gossypium arboreum, 2407 nucleotides long. RefSeq names its product ATP-dependent 6-phosphofructokinase 4, chloroplastic. The record is from RefSeq and is a predicted model, not a curated record. Gene Ontology annotation, cellular component: cytoplasm. Gene Ontology annotation, biological process: glycolytic process; fructose 6-phosphate metabolic process. The transcript is spliced from 14 exons. Gene Ontology annotation, molecular function: ATP binding; 6-phosphofructokinase activity. The coding region runs from base 339 to 1925 and encodes 528 amino acids. Lineage: Eukaryota; Viridiplantae; Streptophyta; Magnoliopsida; Malvales; Malvaceae.